Messenger RNA from Manacus vitellinus (golden-collared manakin), 1947 nucleotides. RefSeq names its product nuclear FMR1 interacting protein 2 (gene NUFIP2). The coding region runs from base 128 to 1720 and encodes 530 amino acids. Gene Ontology annotation, cellular component: cytoplasmic stress granule; nucleoplasm. The record is from RefSeq and is a predicted model, not a curated record. The transcript is spliced from 4 exons. Gene Ontology annotation, molecular function: RNA binding. NCBI's taxonomy places the organism in Eukaryota, Metazoa, Chordata, Aves, Passeriformes, Pipridae.
AGGAUCCAGGGUACCCAAUGGCAGCCAGCAGCUUGUAGAUUCUAAUGUCCCCCCAAAGCAGACUGUGAAGGCCAGUGCUUUGGGGAAAGCUGGAAUCAAAACCAAGAACUUCGUUCAGAAAAAUAGCAUGGACAAAAAGAAUGAGAAGUCCUAUGAAAAUAAACUUAGAGAAGGCCAGUCCUCGGACAAGCCAGAGGGAGUGUCUAUUCCAAACGGCGUGGUAACCAAUAAUUCCAGCUAUAUCACCAAUGGCUACGUAGGCAAAGGGGCCGAUAACGAUGGCAGUGGCUCCGAGAGUGGAUAUACUACGCCUAAAAAACGGAAAGGCAGGCGCAACAGUGCCAAGGGUUGUGAGAACCUGAAUCUAGUACAGGACAAAAUAAUGCAGCAGGAGGUCAGUGCACCAACCUUGAAACAGGAACUUGAGAGUUUCAAGCCUGAUUAUAGUGAACAAAAGGGGAACCGAAUUGAAAAUACUAAGCCUGUUUGGAAGUACGAGGCUGGGGCUGGUGGAGCAGGCCGGGGAAAGCCUGGGCUCGGGGAUGUACCCCGGAAAAACUCUGAUGCCAAACCUGGGAUUAGCAGCAAGAAGUUUGAUGACCGGCCCAAAGGGAAGCACGCAUCGUCGGCUACGUCUAAAGAGGACUCAUGGACCUUGUUUAAACCACCCCCAGUUUUUCCAGUGGACAAUAGCAGUGCUAAAAUUGUUCCCAAAAUUAGUUAUGCAAGUAAAGUUAAAGAAAACCUCAACAAAGCAGCUCAAACCCCAUCCACUUCGUCGUCUUUGUCAUCUUCGUCAUCUGCCGGGGAAGCUCAGGCCCAAACAUCGAGUCGACUGUCCCAGGUCCCCAUGUCUGCUAUGAAAUCUGUCACCUCUGCCAGCUUCUCCAAUGGGCCGAUCCUCGCGGGCACCGAUGGAAGUGUGUAUUCCCCAGGGACCCAGCCACUGCUCUCAACUGCUGCUAGUACUGUACCAUCGACCUCCUCCGAGUCAGUAGCCCAGGACAUGAGUACAACUUCGACAGCUCUAGAACAAAAGAAAUCUGGCCUUUUUAUCUACCCUUCAAAUAUGCAAACUGUGCUCCUGGGCGCAGCGCAAGUCGAUUUCCCUUCGCAGACGAAUCAGCAGAACCUGGGCGAUAUCUUCCAGAAUCAGUGGGGCUUGUCUUUCAUAAACGAGCCCAGUGCUGGACCCGAAACUGUUGUGGGGAAAUCUGCCGAUAAUCAGUUAAUGGAAGUGACAUUUCAAGGGGAAUAUCCUGCCACUUUGGUUUCGCAGUGUGCUGAAAUCACUCCCUCAGGAACUGAACAACCUGUGUUUCCUAAGGCUUAUGAGCUGGAUAAACGGACUAGCCCUCAAAUUCUUAGUGCUAUUCUUAAGCCUGGGACUGCUGUUGAGGGUGGUGUCUUAGCUUUGGAGUCGCAUCACACAGGUGACCUACAAAAGGCAGACACCGGUAGCCAAGGUGCUUUAGUGUUUCUUUCAAAAGACUAUGAAGUAGAGAAUCCUCUGGCCUCUCCCACGAACAAUUUGCUAUCCUCCGCCAAAGAACAGAGGUACCAGAGAGGCCUAGAAAGGAAAGAUAGCUGGGGUUCUUUUGACCUGAGGGCUGCUAUUCUAUAUCACACUAAAGAAAUGGAAGCGGUUUGGAAUUUGCAGAAGCAAGAUCCCAAAAGGAUAAUCACUUAUGAUGAAGCCAUGGAUCGCCCGGAUCAAUGAAGAGUGAAUGCAAGUGAUUAAGGAAUACAGACUCAAUUACAAGCCCGGUUUCAAAGUUCCUGCUGUCGUCUACAUGGGCAACAGCAACCCACUGGAGAGGCAUUUCCACUUGACAAGGUUUCUGUUUCUUGUUCUGUGACUGUAGUGACACACUAAUCACAGGGAAAUCAGGAUGAUUCACCAUCCUUCAUCUCCCCUUUCCCUUUCACCUCCCCCAUUUAGUUUCU